Messenger RNA from Lactuca sativa (garden lettuce), 768 nucleotides. The record is from RefSeq and is a predicted model, not a curated record. NCBI's taxonomy places the organism in Eukaryota, Viridiplantae, Streptophyta, Magnoliopsida, Asterales, Asteraceae.
CACUCUUCACUUCUACAGGUCACCUUACCAUUGAUAUCAAACCCUAGCAGCUAAAUUCAUUCUCUAGCUAGCCAUGGCAACUAACUCCAUUGCUUGCAGUAUCUUCAUCUUCUUCCUCAUCUGCAACAUCACAUUCUCCAAUGCUUGUGGUUCAUGCACACCCUCGACGCCACUACCACCAAAAGGCCCCCCAGCAAACCCCUUUUGUCCUCGGGACACUCUGAAGCUUGGAGUUUGCGCCGACGUUCUUGGUCUGGUCAAUGUAGUCGUCGGAUCUCCAGCAUCUAGCAAGUGUUGCGCGUUGCUUGAGGGUUUGGUUGAUCUUGAAGUUGCAGCUUGUCUUUGCACAGCCAUUAAAGCUAAUGUGUUGGGAAUCAACCUCAAUGUCCCAAUCUCUUUAAGCUUGUUAGUUAGUGCAUGUGGCAAGACCCUCCCACCAGGGUUCAAAUGCGAAUGAGCACAUGAGAUCUAUCGAUCCAUUUUCAUAUAAGGUUAUAACACCGUUGUUUAAUUCAUUCUUCAUUUUUAUUUUAUCUUAAAAUGAAAAUGAAAUGGAUUAAACAAAAUGGGUUGCAUUUUUUUAACGUUUAAAUUGUGAAUUUGUCAAUGGGGUUCUUAAAUAGGGUUUUCUUUUGUCAUAAGCAUUGUGGUUUGUUUUAUUCCUCUGGAUUUUGUCGUAUGUAUGUUUGAUUUGGUGUCAAUAAGUAGGCAAUAAUUAUUGCCUAAGUGUGAUAUGAUUUUGUUAUUUAUUUACCAUGAUUUUAUUAA